This is a messenger RNA of Punica granatum (pomegranate), 1361 nucleotides long. NCBI's taxonomy places the organism in Eukaryota, Viridiplantae, Streptophyta, Magnoliopsida, Myrtales, Lythraceae. The record is from RefSeq and is a predicted model, not a curated record.
UACUGAAACGAGUCUGAGAAAAUUUUCCCGGAAAUAGAGACGCCAUAUUUUGUUUCUUCGGAGCUCUCCUCCAUCAGUUCUCGCAAACGCCGACCGUUUUCCUCUGCAAUCGAAGCUCCUCAGCCAUGUCCACCAUCUCCCAAUUCCUCCACCUCCCCUACAAGGUCGUCCCCCCAUCCGCAUCAAACCCCAAAUUCACCUCCAAGCCUGCAAUCCUCCCCUUAAACCCUCACCCAGUACGAGCCUUGGGGAAAGAUACUAACAAGGUGCGACCCGCCUUUGUGGUCCGGGCCUCGGAAUACGAGGACGAGUGGGGUCCGGAGAAGGGGCAGGAGGCGCCGGAAGUCGAUGCUGGAGGCGUGGCCGUUGCCGAGGAGCCAAAGGAGGCGCCCGAGAUUACCAGCCUGAAGAAGGCUCUGGUGGACUCGUUCUAUGGGACGAAUCUUGGCCUGAGCGCGACGAGCGAAACGAGGGCCGAGAUAGUGGAGCUUAUUACCCAGCUCGAGGCCAAGAACCCGACCCCGGCCCCCACCGAGGCCCUCACUCUGCUCAACGGGAAAUGGAUUCUCGCGUACACCUCUUUCGUGGGAUUGUUCCCUUUGCUGGCCAGGGGCACCCUGCCACUGGUAAAAGUGGAAGAGAUAUCUCAGAUCAUUGACUCAGAGAACUUCACUGUCCAGAACUCUGUCCAGUUCUCGGGCCCCUUGGCAACUACUUCCUUCAGCACCAAUGCCAAAUUCGAAGUCCGAAGCCCGAAGCGCGUGCAGAUCAAGUUUGAAGAGGGGAUCAUCGGGACUCCCCAGCUGACAGACUCGAUUGAGUUGCCUGAGAACGUCGAGUUUUUGGGACAGAAAAUCGACCUCACACCCUUCAAGGGGCUGAUCACCUCUGUUCAGGGCACUGCUUCCUCAGUGGUGAAGACGAUCUCAAACCAACCGCCGCUUAAGUUCUCCCUCGCUCGCACCAAUGCAGAGUCGUGGCUGCUGACCACUUACCUUGACGAGGAUAUUCGAAUCUCAAGGGGCGAUGGGGGAAGUAUCUUCGUGCUUCUCAAGGAAGGCAGCUCCUUCUUGCUGCCAUAAAUCCCUUGGAUGGAAUAUUCCCUUUCGUUGUGCAUGGUCAGUACAUGGACGGGGAGAAUGGUGCGGGUUAUAUAUAUAGGGUUAUAUAUAUAUAUAUAUAUAUACAGAUACAUACAUGAAUAAAAGAAGAUUCUUGCCGUAUUAUAUGGUUCUGUGACAGCUCAAAAUAUGUGUUUUCUUAGGAAUUGACAAUUGAAGUUUGGCUGUUCUGUUUGGUGUAAGGUGGUGUUCAUAUAUUAUAUGUAAUUUCUAAUUGUAUGACCUGAAAGUUUUUCUUUA